Messenger RNA from Malania oleifera, 2860 nucleotides. RefSeq names its product G-type lectin S-receptor-like serine/threonine-protein kinase At4g27290. The record is from RefSeq and is a predicted model, not a curated record. Bases 163 to 2637 code for a protein of 824 amino acids. The transcript is spliced from 7 exons. Lineage: Eukaryota; Viridiplantae; Streptophyta; Magnoliopsida; Santalales; Ximeniaceae. Gene Ontology annotation, biological process: protein phosphorylation; recognition of pollen. Gene Ontology annotation, molecular function: protein serine/threonine kinase activity; ATP binding.
ACAAAAAGGCAUGUCACAUGCCAAGUUUCCCUACUGGUCGUCCCUUGGUGUGGACGCAAGUUGGGCACCGUCCGUGUCUUGUACAACGUCACGUUAUUGAUUUCCGCAAUAAAAUUUUGCCACAAAUUAAGAGAUUAGAGGGAGUACUAGAAAUGAAAAACAAUGGCAAUCAUUUCUCUUCUGUUUGUGACUAUAGAGUUGCUCUGUGUUUUCCCGAAACCCAACCGUGCAGCUGAUGCAAUUAGGCCUACCCAAUUUUUGAGGAAUGGCAGCACCUUGGUUUCCAACGGAGGACGCUUCGAACUGGGUUUCUUCAGCCCAGGCAGCAAUCCCAACAGGCUCUACUUGGGAAUCUGGUACAAAACCAUCCCUGUUAGAAGAGUUGUCUGGGUUGCAAACAGAGACAAACCCAUCGAACACCCUCCCGCCACGCUGACCUUAAACGGCACCGGCAGUCUCGUGCUCCUCGGCCGCAAUCAGAGCGUUGUUUGGUCUACAAUUUCAUCAAAAGAGGCCGCCAAUCCUGCAGCACAGCUCCUGGAUACGGGAAAUUUUGUCCUGAGAGAUGAGCAGAGGGACACAAAUUCCUACAGUGCUAAUUUUUUGUGGCAAAGCUUCGACUACCCAUCUGAUACUCUGCUUCCAGGGAUGAAGCUUGGAUGGGACUUAAGGACCGGUUUCGUCCGCCGCCUGACGUCGUGGAAGAGCUCCGAUGACCCGUCUCCGGGCGAGCUCAUUUACGGAGUGGAACUUCACAGUUACCCUGAAGCCGUGAUGAGGAGAGGGUCAACGGAGAUCUACCGGAGUGGGCCGUGGAAUGGCCUCCGAUACAGUGGAGCUCCCGAGCUCAGGCCCAACCCGCUUUUUCAUUUCGAGUUCAAUGCCAAUUUAGAGGAAGUCUACUACACUUACCAGCUUAACAAUGACUCCGUCAUUUCCAUACUGGUUUUGAACGGAACAUCCUCCGCGGGGCAGCGUUAUAUUUGGAUUGAAGAUCAAAAGAGAUGGAACCUUUACGUGUCACUACCAAGAGACAACUGCGACACUUACAGCCUGUGCGGUGCUUACGGAAUUUGUGUCAUCAAUGAGUCGCCGGUUUGCCAGUGUCUGAAGGGAUUUACGCCCAAAUCGCCUGGGAAAUGGAACAACAUGAAUUGGUCACAGGGGUGUGCGAGAAACAAACCAUUGAAGUGUGGGAAAGGAGAUGGGUUUGCCAAAUUUGAUGGGUUGAAAUUGCCGGACACUACACAUAGUUGGGUGAACAGAAGCAUGAAUCUUAAGGAAUGCAGGGCCAUGUGCUUAGCCAAUUGUUCCUGUGUGGCUUACACCAAGUCAGAUAUUAGGGGUGGAGGCAGUGGCUGUGCCAUGUGGUUUGGUGACUUGAUGGAUAUGCGGCAGCUUCCGAUCGGCGGGCAGGAGCUGUGUAUUCGAAUGCCGGACUCUGAAUUGGGGGCAAAUCACUUCUCAAUGAAGCAGUUAGUGAUAAUUGUAGCUGUCAUUGCCGUUUAUUUUGGGAUUAUUAUAGUCGGCUACUGCAUCUGCAGGAGGAGGAGAAAGACGAAAGAAAAUGCAGAGAACGAUAUAAGAAAUAAUUACAACAAUGAAAGGCAAGAGAGAGACUUAGAGAUGCCAUCAUUUGACCUAGCUAGCAUAGUUAAUGCCACUAGUAACUUUUCAGUUGACAAGAAGCUUGGAGAAGGUGGUUUUGGACCUGUGUACAAGGGCGUAUUACUAGAUGGUCAAGAAAUUGCUGUGAAGAGACUUUCUAUGAGUUCUGGACAAGGAGUGAACGAGUUCAAAAAUGAAGUUACACUUAUUGCAAAGCUUCAACACCGAAAUCUUGUAAAGUUUCUAGGUUGUUGCAUUGAAGGAGAUGAAAGGAUGUUGAUUUAUGAAUACAUGCCUAACAAAAGUUUGGACUUCUUUAUAUUUGAUGAAACAAAAGGUAAACUAUUGGAUUGGUCAAAGCGUUACCACAUCAUUUUCGGAAUUGCUCGAGGGCUUCUAUAUCUUCAUCAAGAUUCUAGAUUGAGAAUUAUCCAUAGAGAUUUGAAAGCAAGUAAUGUCUUACUUGACAAUGAGAUGAAUGCAAAGAUUUCAGAUUUUGGCUUAGCUAGAUGUUUUGGAAGCAGUCAGACUAUGGCAAACACAAUUAGAGUCGUUGGAACUUAUGGUUAUAUGGCACCGGAAUAUGUUGUCGAUGGAUUGUUCUCUAUAAAAUCUGAUGUCUUUAGCUUCGGUGUUUUAUUGCUCGAGAUAGUAAUUGGAAAGAAAAAUAGAGGAUUUUAUCACUCAAGCCACAACCUUAACCUUAUUGGACAUGCAUGGAGAUUAUGGAAAGAGGGCAGAGCUUUGGAGUUGGUUAAUGGUGAACCAUAUGAGGUCUCAUGCCAUGUUCCAACAAUCCUAAGAUGCAUUCAUGUCGGUCUCUUGUGUGUGCAACAACAGCCUGAGGACAGGCCAAACAUGUCUUCUGUACUACUACUGUUGAGCAGUGAAGGCACAUUACCUCAGCCCAACCAACCUGGCUUUUUCGUGGAUAGAAGUCCAGUUGAAGUGGCCGAAUACUCUUCUAACAAAUACACACCGUCGUCUUCUACCAAUGAUAUUACUAUUACGCAUUUGGAGGCUCGAUAGACGAGUUUUCGACGACUUGCAAAGUUGCAAUACCCAUCGGCAGAUUGCCGAGCUUCAGGAGGUGAUUUCAGGUCUCAGGUGAGGGAAUGAUGAAAUCAAAUGAAAAUUUUGAUUCCAUUCCUACAUGCCAAAUAUGUAAUUUAUAAACAUCUAAACUCUUUAAUUUUGACUAUGUUCAACCUUAUUCAUAUUCGGUUCAUUUAUUAAUCGAGCUUUAAACGAA